Molecule: messenger RNA, 2296 nt
Organism: Pungitius pungitius (ninespine stickleback)
Lineage: Eukaryota; Metazoa; Chordata; Actinopteri; Perciformes; Gasterosteidae
Product: PI-PLC X domain-containing protein 1-like
Exons: 7
Coding region: 880-1836 (318 amino acids)
Biological process (GO): lipid metabolic process
Molecular function (GO): phosphoric diester hydrolase activity
Source: RefSeq, a predicted model, not a curated record
GGGUCAUGUUUUUACGUACCUGCGGCCCCCGUUCACUGCAAGAAGGGCCCUUUCAAAAUGAACUAAAGGAGACUUCGAGACGCAAGCUCUUUCUCAGAAAGCAUGCUUUACAAAGGUCAUGUAAACAUCUGGUGAAGGUACACAGCCUGGAGAAAAACGCUGUCCCGAGCAGAGCGGCAGGAGGAUAGGUAACGAGAUAAAUGCCUUUCUAAGAAAAGGACUUCAUCGAAUGUUUCUGAAUAUUUUCCAUUUCUCCAUUAUCUAGUUUCAAAUAAAUUGACCGAAAACAACUCUAAACAGGCCCUUUAUAAGGUCGUAUUUAAUUCAAUCAAAGCCAUUUAAAAUCUAGUACUGCAUAAAGUUGAUUUUUUUAAAGACUUUAUUACUUCAUUUGGGCUGUAUUUGAUAUGAUAGAAGGAUGAAUAAAGAAUGUGUUGUCAUGGACAUGGGAAAAACAUCAUGUGUCGCAUUACAUCUAUACUUAUUUGACCUUGAAAUCAACUUUUCACAUUGUUCACAUGGGGUUUUACCAUAGGAAAUAAGUUUAUAUUCAAGCCCAACUAUAACUUACACUUGAAACUGUAGCUUAGUCUUGCAAGAUUAGUACAUUUUCCAUUAUAAUGUCAUCGAGGUUUCAUGAAUGGAACUUCCACCAGGUUUUAUUUUGAAGGAUAUCACAGGAAGCGCUAGCUGGAUAUCGUCAUCUAUGGAUAAAACCAUCAGCUUUAAAGCAGUUUGGGGGGUUUUCACAUCCGGAAAACUUUGUAAACAAACGGGGUUCGAAUCCAAAACAGGGAAGCGGAGCUUCCGCUAUGAAAACAGGAACUAUUUAGCUAAACACCGAAGGAAUAAAACAGCGGAACAUUUCCGCUGAAGAACAUGGAAGACGAGGGGGGGAACCCGGACUGGAUGUCCCGCCUGCCCGGGGAGCUGCUGGACGUCCCGCUGUGGAACCUGGCUCUACCCGGGAGCCACGACAGCAUGUCCUUCUGCCUGGACGUCUCAUCGCCCGUCCUGAGAUCCGAGUCCUGCGUCCUCAGAGCGAUCGACCGGCUGUUCCCCUGCUGGACUCGAACCUGCGUCUCCCUGUGGGCCACCACGCAGCAAUCGGUCCUCAGUGAUCAGUGUGAGCUUGGCGUUCGUUUCUUGGACCUGCGGAUUGCCAGGAAGCCAGCUGGUGGCAGCACAUUGUUCUUUGCCCACGGCAUCUACACACUGAUGACUGUGAAGGAGGCCCUGCACGAACUGGCUUCUUGGCUGGACGCUCAUCCAAAAGAGAUCGUCAUCGUUUCCUGCUCGCAUUUCGAAUCGCUAACCGAUGAAGAUCACGUCCUCCUUGCAGAGUUCAUCAUCACUCUGUUCGGAGAGAAACUCUGCCGCUCACGGGACAUUCCCACGCUGCGCUCCUGUUGGUCCAGAGGUCAGCAGGUCGUGGUUUCCUAUAGCAACCCGCCGAUGGUGCUCCUGCACCCGGAGCUAUGGCCGGAAAUACCUUACAGGUAUGCAGACAGCCCAGAUCCUAUGAAGGUGAUUGCCUACCUGGAGGACCAGAAGCACAAAGGAAGACCAGCCGGUUUCUACGUCAGCGGUCUGAACCUGACGGAGGACGCUCUCUACGUCCUCCUGCACCCGCUCCAGGGCAUGAGGAGGAUGACGGCGAGGGCGCUCCCGCCGCUGCUCGGCUGGGCCGGCGAGCAGCGGCCGGGCCGGGAGGCCGGCGCCGUCAACGUCCUCUGCUGCGACUUCGUGGCGCUGAGUCGCUUCUGCUCGCUCGUGGUCGGACUGAAUUACAAACUGCUCGCCGCUCCGGACGCCGGGAGCAGCUCGCGCAGAUGACGUUGGCCGUUGCCGUGGCAACAGGACUAGAGGGCCAACAUGGAGAUAAAUCGAACGUAUUUUUUUUAUCCUAUUUUAGUUCGUCCCGAUGCAUUUUGUAUUCUUUCUGCAUUCCUUGCUGUUUGUAAAAAUUCACUUCCAUAUAUUACACAGCGCCCCGUUAAUUAAGCUAAUUUGUAAAACUCUGAUGUCCGUGAGGGGUUUACGUACAGCAGUCAAUAAUGAUAAAUGUGGCAAAAGCAUUAAUGCCGUUACUAGCGUAAAUGCAUAAGUAUCUGUGCACAUGUUCAAAGGGUGUCUGUGUCACCUGUGAGCUUUGGUUGAGCCGCACGGUCCUCGGUCUUGAGGGGAGGAGGAUUUCUUUCAUUGCAGAUCCACAGUAGUGCCGAAACCUUCACAGACAAAAAAUAACUAAACUGUUGCACUUAAAAUAAAAAAGUGCCGAUGCUGCACAAUUCUA